AACUAAGGUCAACAAUUUUCUGCGGCAGCAGAAAUACAUUUUGUGGUGAAAAAGCACCGCAAAAAGAUCGCGUAGACUAGAGCAUUUCGACAAUGUAAGUGGCAAGAAUGUCUGCAAAAUGAUUAUAAAGUACAGGAUAUUUGUGGACCAGUAACCCUACAGAAAAUGGAUCUAACUGCUGAUGGUAUUUUAUGUUAUUCAUCAAAUCAAUCAAUCAUGGCGGACGAUUGAGCAUGAUCAGGAGAGAUUGAUAUGAGAGACAUCCGUCAAACUCAAACCAAAUAAAGAGAACUGACUAAUCUCCAUUAAUGAAGGUAUUGUUUUGAGAUGACGACCACAUUUUGAAAGUUAAGCAACACCACUUUUCAGCAUAUGAAAAGGAAAAGAACCACUUCAAGAGAGUGCAACCAUGCUGUGACAAUCCAUUAAAAUGACGGACAAUCAAUCAUAAUGUGAACAUCAAUUAUUUUUAACAAAGAUUUUCUUUUGUGCAAUAGCCAUUAAUCCUUGCCAGUUACAAGUAUUCUUAGUGUUCUAGAAAAGUAAGUUUAUAUCAAAGAAGACGCCAAUUGAAAAAAGGUCAAUUGAUUUUACGACAUAAAUGUGAAGAUUUUCCAGUGACCAUAUUUAAAGAUAAUUUGGUCGCGAGAACUCUCCAAGAUGGUUUCCGUGGAGAAAAGUGUUUUGAUUUGUUUGGGCUUCUUGGCCGUGCUGAUCACACCCACACUGGAAGCUGUCAACUACAACGAGCCGAAUCUUGAGGAGCCACGUUACAGCUACUCGGGAGAGAAUGAAGGGGGUAGACUCACUGGGCAUGUCCAGAACUGGGCAACACUGAUUCAGAACUACAUAUUGCAGUUGUGUAGCGAUGGACUGAAGACUGAAUACACACAGAGUUUCUACGACAAGGCCGACUACAUUCUGCAGAAGAAGAAUGCCACGGAAAUCGUCGCCAAAGUCCGAGAGCUUCUGGACGAUUACUUCAAUAAGAAAGAAGAAGCAGCUAGGCGUAUUGCCGACGAAGUCAAGCGACUCCACGAUGUCAGCAUGGGCAAGAAUCCAUACACGUCUCUUACCGGGAUUCCUAAUGCGUUUUAUAGAGACUCGGACAUACCUGGACGCCUGCCUGAACUGAGCUACAAUACGUACUUUCGGCAAGCAGUCAGCAAAACGUCAAGUACAGUGAAAAUAUCAGACGAGGUACCGAGGGACAGCAAGGAUACUAUAAACGCUGUGUAUUACACCAAGGAUCUGGAUGAAGUCUUUAUCAGCAACUUUGAACAAGAUCAACAGUUGAGGUGGCAGUAUUUUGGUUCAGUUGAAGGAGUCUUGCGGAAGUUCCCUGGUCGAGAAUGGAACCGUAAUUUUGCAGGGUUUUACAAUGACUACGACCCACGUGUAAGAGCGUGGUAUAUUGCAGCAACCAGCGACCCCAAAGAUGUGGUUAUUGUACUGGAUUGCAGUUACUCUAUGAAGGGAAAGAAGUUUGACAUUGCAGUGUCUGUCGUGAGGAUCAUCUUAGAUACUCUGACCAAGCAGGACUAUGUCAACGUCAUCUGUGCCAGAGCUAGUCACUGGGAUGCUUACGGAAAAUGGCAUCCGUUUAACACAACUGUCUUAAGUUGUAAAGAUGACCGUCUUGUACCGGCAACCACGGCUCAUCGUAAAGACUUAAAGGAGAAGACGCAGGCCCUGAUUCCAGAUGGAACAAGCGAACUCAAACGUGGAUUUGAGAAAGCCUUUGAGUUGCUGUCUGGUAAAUCUCGCACAGGCUGUCAAGCCAUAAUCAUCUUGGUGACGGACGGCAAAGAUACGGACGGUGAACGAGUUCGUUGCGGCCCAGGUUAUUAUACUCGGAGCGGUUAUGUACCUGGACCCAUUUGCAAAUACGAAUGGUCAAAAGUAUGGGACAAAGUCAAGGAGUUAAACGCUGUUGCAGAGCCAAGGGCUCGGAUCUUCAGCUACGGCACAAUCGAUGACGGAGAAAACUUCCCUGGCCAUCUGGCCUGCAAGAAUCGCGGCUACUUUAAGAAGUUGACCGAUGGAGAGAACCUAAUCGGUAAGAUGCGGGACUACUUCAACUUCUUGUCCUCCAAUUCUCAGAAGACGACCCAGGGGAAGUGGACUGCCCCUUACAUCGACGCCUUCGGUCUGAAGCAGAUGGUCACCCAUGCUAUUCCCGUCCUGAGUGACAGAACAGGAAAACUUCUGGGCGUGGUCGGUGUUGACUGUACUCUGGAGGAGAUUGAAAACUUGAUUGUGAACGAACAGUGGGGCUCCGUCUAUGCUUUCCUGAUUGACAACUACGGAGGAACAAUCUUCCACCCGCUGUUGAAACCCAGCAGUAAUCUGGUUGAGGAUCCCAUUCUUGUUCCAAUCAGACAGCUGGAGCAGCCUGAAGGUGAACCCAAGGAAUUCAGCGACGUUAUUGAUGCUAUGCUCAAGGGAGAGACAGGCCAUAUUGAAAUACAAAAUGCACAGCGUGGGGUGCCUAAGGGGAGUUUCUCGGAUGGUGUGAAGAGACAAGUGAUGCCUGCCACGUACUUCUACACUCACCUGGACAAGACAGAUUAUUCUUUUGCCUUCAGCCUGGCCAAGACAGAUGAGAUAUUCCGCAUAGCCAGGGAGCCUGAGGAUCGUUCUCACCUUCCAGGGACUAGCAUCUUCAACUUACUCAAAGAAUACAACAGUUCGUUAGCCAGGAGGAAGCUACCCGGUCAAUUUGAGAAGAUUGAAGUGUUUCACGACGAACCCAAGUAUCCAGAUCUCCGAGUCUCGUACCUGUACUCCAGUUUCUUCUUGGCCCCAAGAUGCUACUGCGAUCCUAACUCGUACCUCGUUGAUGACGACCUAGCCAUGAAAACAGUCAAAGCCCAUGAGUUCAUCAACAGUUAUGAGAUAGAUGUCGGUUGUCCGAACUCACUCGUUCAAAAACACAUCAGGGCUGACGUUCUCAUCACUUCUCAAAUCGAGAAGAUUUGGAGGAAUCGAAACAAGAAGAUGCUGGCAGAUGUGAAGUGGACGUACAUUGGUUGCCGCAGUGGAGUGUUUCGAACUUACCCAGGUCACAGGUCAAAGCGUUACUACGACCCAACCAAGAGACCAUGGUACCAUCGUGUGAUAGUCAACUCAGACAAGACUUCAAUCUCAACGGCCUACAUGGACUCAGCGGGCGUCGGGAAGAUCAUCAGCGUGUCUCAAGCAGUCUUUGAAGGAAUGCCCGUCAUUGCCGAUGAGGAAUGUGAUAAAAUAGAGGGACAGAAACCUGGAGGAUGUCAGUGCAGUACGGAUGAUGACUGCGUCUCAGUUCGAUGUUACAGAAAUCAGAGGCCCGGGCUGUCGGACUUCACACGCUGCGCCUCGGUCAAGGUAGAAGCUGUGACUUCCCUAGACAUCCUCUAUGAAGACUUCCACAAGAAUGUCUUUAAGAUCAUGCAGGACCGAGACAUGCCACUCUCCUGUCUUGAUGAAUACCCGUGUCCUGAUGGAGAAUCUGGGUGCAUGACAAGGUGCUACCUGUUUGACAACGCAGCCAACAUUGUGAUCGACCCAGAGUUCAUCAACGUCAGUGAUUUAGACACGGCCAAGUACAACGGCGUCUCGCUCGGUAAGAAGGAAGGGGAGAUCAUGAGGGAGCUCAUCUACAAACAUCGGUUCUUCAUCCGUAAGGAGACCAUCGAUUUCCAAGGGUCUUGCAGUCUGUCCGCAUCAGCCCCCAGAGUGACUCUAAAAGGCAUAGCAAAGACCCCAGAGGAGCUGGAUGAUUAUUACAAGAACAAAGGGCCUAUCCCAAGUUUCUCCAGUAAGUUCGGCUGCAUUCAAGACGUGGUGGGCUACCAGGCAAACAGCUCUGUUCUAGAACCAAGUGGGAUGAUCACCGGCAACAUCUCGGGAUCGUGUAAGUCGGGAUUCUACUACGUCACAUCUCUUCCCAAGACCAACCUCUUCCUCCUUAUUGUGGAGAAUUGGAGAAACAACAAAGAGAGCAUGUACUUUAACUUCAACUGCAAAAUCACAAACAGAGUUUCAGCCACUGGAGCUUUCCGCAUUAUCAAUGGAACUUGUGCUCACGAAGACAUCUCUGCGUCACUGGCUAGCCAGAACAGAUGCCCAACCCCGACCAACUAUGAGAUCACAAACUGUACCUACAUUUCCGGGGGGCCAAGGAGCAGUGAGGUGGUGUGGAGCACCCUCGUUGUGAAUGUGUUGACCAUGGUUUGGCUGUUGGGCUGAUGAAGCGAAGUCCUAAGGUUUGACAAUUUGUUAUCGUUGUUUUUUUCUAACAGCGCAAAAUACCUUGAAUCCAUCGUAGCAGGGGCCAGUUUUAUUGAGCUGGUUAACAGAAAAUAUUGCUUAGCAAUUUUCUGCUAAGCAGGAAUGAGCAGAUGAAAUUGUACGUGUGAUAUGGUAUUGGCUGGUAAUCUUGUUCUGGUAAGUAUAAUUUUGUUGUGCUUAGUUGUUUUUUGUUCUUAAGCAGUUCUAUGUAAUUUGGCCCUAGUCCCAUUUUCAGAGAAUUGUUUUAGCACAAAAAACUAGCUAAGCAUGCAACGGUUACCAGCCUAACAUGCCUUGUCUUGUGGUGCAUUCUUUGUGACUAUUUUGUUUCCCAAAUCAAUGCUAAAAAACAUCAGAUCAACUCAAUGCAGUGUGCAAUUAAACUGUGCUUUUUUUUUUUUUUUUUUACACAUACAGGGUAACAUUGUUAUAGUCAAUUUUAAAUAAGUGCAAUAAAAAUAAAUAAAUUGUUG
Asterias rubens (European starfish) is the source of this 4748-nucleotide messenger RNA. Its product is annotated as voltage-dependent calcium channel subunit alpha-2/delta-3-like. The coding region runs from base 661 to 4233 and encodes 1190 amino acids. Gene Ontology annotation, cellular component: voltage-gated calcium channel complex. The transcript is spliced from 23 exons. Lineage: Eukaryota; Metazoa; Echinodermata; Asteroidea; Forcipulatida; Asteriidae. The record is from RefSeq and is a predicted model, not a curated record. Gene Ontology annotation, molecular function: voltage-gated calcium channel activity.